This is a messenger RNA of Sardina pilchardus (European sardine), 1813 nucleotides long. It is a transcript of the gene stmnd1, whose product is annotated as stathmin domain containing 1. The record is from RefSeq and is a predicted model, not a curated record. NCBI's taxonomy places the organism in Eukaryota, Metazoa, Chordata, Actinopteri, Clupeiformes, Clupeidae. The transcript has 5 exons. Bases 283 to 1119 code for a protein of 278 amino acids.
GUCACCUUUAACAAUGCCUAAUGAUAUGUUUGUUUGGUUGGUUGGUCACCCUGACCCUCGGGAACAGGCCACUGGGUGUCACUUUAAAAACAGAUCAGAUUUAUUGUAGCAACCUUCCUUGGCAACGCAAAGAGUCCAUGGCGACGUCAGUAGCGCUGUUCAGGCUCGUGUGAAGGAAUGCAGCUGUAAUGAAAAGUUCACUUCUUUUGACUCAAUAUGCUUCGAGGCUGCGGUAAAAAAUAGCGCCAAGUACAGUGUUAACUUCUGAUUGUAAUCCUUACAAUGGGAUGCGGCGCAAGCUCCAAGAUAACUGUUGUUGAACCUGUCAAACCUUCAAGCGAUAAUGAGCAUGACUCCCUGGAGGUGCAACGGACAGGAGGGGGCGACCGGGGGGACUCGGCCGUGUCUAAACACACCACAGACAGCGGACUAGGUCUGGAGGCGGCAGAGGGCAUCAUCUUACCUGGGGCCGUGCCUAGACAGCUUCCCCCGCUCAGAGCCAGCAGCUUGGGCCAGGCACAGAACGACACCCCCUCACCCAGACAAGAGUCCAGUGAGAUCCUGGAGCAGCUUCUGAAUCAGGGUAUCAUUUCAGCCCAGCCCAACACAGCCAGCAGCGGAGAGGCCUACAGCAUCACGAUGGGCGAUGCAGAGGGACCCCUCAGGAGGCUGCCACCCCGGCUAGAGAAGCUGAUGGUCAGGAGAGAGGAGCAGGGGACAGCCACGAAGGAGGACAUUGAAGAGAGGAUGAGACAGGCAGAGGAGCGACGGCAGACCAAAGAGGAUGAGCUGAAGGUGCGGCUCAGGACUAAGUCAGCUCGGCACCGCCAGGCUGCUUCCCAGGAGGAGGCCGAGGACCAGACUGUGGUGGAGGAGAUUCAGUUAGAUGCUCCCAGUACCCGGCACAGUCCACCCAAGACCCCGGACCACCAGAACCAUAUCAGUCCACCGGAGGGCAGGUUAGAGAGCGGGGGAGAGGGGAAAGAGGAGAGGGGGAGAGAUGGGGCGAUAGUGGGAGACAACGAUGGCGGAGGGAGAGAUGUGCCUUUGACAGACUCGUUGAACAUGGAGAGUGACUCCACUUUUCAGCAAGUUGAGGACAUAGAGGAGAUAUUUUAACUGAAAAUAAAGAAUUAGAUAUUAUAUGGGAGAGAUAGAAGCAUCCCCUUUUCUUGGUUGGGGCCUUUUAAUAGAAUAUCAAUGACUCAAUGAUCAAUGAUAUAAAUCAUAUGUACUGUAUAUUUUAACUAUUUAAAAACAAAUGGUAGGCCUAUACAGGUGUGAAGAUAUGGUUGGAUGAGAGAGAGAUUUUAGAUUUUUUGAAUCCCUCAUUGCUACAAACCGUUGCACAUACGCUGUGCGUAUUUGUGAAGUGAAAGAGAGAAUAGCUAUAUUUGUAGAUUUGUAUUGUUACAGUUUUGUGUUGUCUGUUCAAAACAACUGUUAUGUUGUGAGAGUCCAGGCUAACUGUAAUACAUCAAACCAAAAGAAACUUAAAAAUGCCAAUAACAUAAUUUCUCGUAGAAGAAUGCAAAUAUCAGGAAACAUGGUAUGGUCAUGGUAUUUUAAUUUUAGUGUGUGAAUUCCACCUCAGAAUUACUACCGCGAUGCCAAAUUUGCCCACUAGGUGGAGUGUGUGCAGUGUGUGUGUUGAUUUGGGUAGUUGACAGUGCUAUUCUCUGUUGACAGAGCUGACAGGUGAUGCGUAGUGGUCUUUGCUGUGAUCGUUGCUUGUAAGACGAUCUCUAUAAUUACUUUAGAAGGUGACUAAAAAGUAGGUCUCAUUAAAAAGUCAUUGUGUAAUGUGUGUUAA